GAGAGAAAGAGAGAGAAAAAAGUUAAAGAACAGGAUUCAUGUUUUAAAACUAGCUGGAAAGAGUUCUCCUCCGCGUGCAUUCAGCAGGAUGGAUUACACAUAAUGAGCAUGAUUUAAUUAGCAAACCCGUGGAAUCCGAGAGAGGAGUGUUUUAAUGUAUUUCUGCAUGGUAAUGCGUCGUUAUUGCUCAGCAAACAAGCUCGAGGUGAGAUGGGGACUCGAGUGUGCGCGCGAGAGCAGCAGUAACACCCAUCAGAUCCGGAUCUGACACGAGGACUGAGGAACUUCAGCUGUUGUGAGCUGGAGUCAGUCUGAUGCUGGAAUAAAAUCAGCCAGCAAUGCGGAGAAAGGGAUGAAUAGUAACUGUGCGAGCGCAUCACAGCACAACGUGCACGUGCGAGCUGAAAAUGAGCAGGGCAGCGCAAAACCAAUGGGCUUAAAACGGAGCUCAUCGAUGAAGACCAGGGUGACCUGCUAGACUGUGUAUCUGUGGAGUGCACAGCCACGCACCAUGUACCAAGAGGUGGCUUUCCUCGCAGGCAGCACCGAUCAUCAGUUUACCUCCUUCCACUUUAACCCUUUGGAGAAUCCGCGUGAAAUCAGCAGCAAAAAAGGUGUGUUUUACAAGCGUGCACAAUUGCAGUGCAAGCCCGGGGUACAGGAGGACGAGGUGCACCGGAAUCAAGGACCUGGAGCGGAUGAGGGUGCUUUAGUCGACCGCACCGCCAUCAUCAACGUGGGCGGCAUUCGUUAUCGCAUACCAUGGUCCACUCUUGAGGAGUUCCCAUUGACGCGUUUGGGGAAGUUACGCAGCUGCAGCAAUGCCGAGGAAAUCCUCGAUUUGUGUGAUGACUAUGACGCGCACUGCAACGAGUUCUUCUUCGACCGAAGCCCCAGCGCCUUCCGCUCCAUCGUCUCGUUCCUGGCGGCCGGGAAGCUUCGUCUUCUGCGGGAGAUGUGCGCGCUCUCCUUUCAGGAGGAACUGAUGUAUUGGGGUGUGGAGGAGGCCAGUCUGGAGUGGUGCUGCUUGAGGAAGCUCCGUCUUCGGCAGGAGGAGCUGCGAGAGAGACUCCGGCUGGAGGAAGAGGAGGCUGAGCUGACCUCGCCCCAGUCCUGUGAGGAGGCGCCCUGCGUCGGGAGCCCAGAGGAGGAGCGUCUGGACGGUUGCAUGCACAGCCUUAGAGACAUGGUGGAGAACCCUCACUCUGGGAUCCCUGGGAAGAUCUUUGCUUGCCUCUCUGUGCUCUUUGUGGCCAUUACGGCAGUUACACUGUGUGUCAGCACCAUGCCUGACCUGAGGGAGGAGGAGGAGAGGGGUGAGUGCUCCCAGAGGUGUUACAACAUCUUUGUGCUGGAAACAGUCUGUGUGGGCUGGUUCUCCCUGGAGUUCCUGCUCCGUUUCAUCCAGACUCAGAGCAAGUGGGCAUUCUUACGCACACCCCUCAACAUCAUUGACGUGGUGGCCAUCCUGCCCUAUUACAUCACUUUGAUAGUGGACUCACUGUCCGUAAGCGACCGUCCCACUGGCUCUGGAAACAACUACCUGGAGAAGGUGGGAUUAGUCUUGCGAGUUCUUCGAGCAUUGCGUAUCUUCUACGUGAUGCGUUUAGCACGUCACUCAUUGGGGCUGCAGACGCUUGGCUUGACCGUACGUCGCUGCACUCGAGAGUUCGGACUGCUCUUGCUGUUCCUAUGUGUGGCCAUGGCACUGUUCUCUCCGCUGGUCUUCCUGGCGGAGAGCGAGAUGGGCGCCAAGCAGGAGUUCACCAGCAUCCCUGGGAGCUACUGGUGGGCCGUCAUUUCGAUGACCACGGUUGGAUACGGUGACAUGGUUCCUCGGAGCAUUCCAGGCCAGGUGGUGGCGCUCAGCAGCAUCCUGAGUGGAAUCCUGCUCAUGGCAUUCCCAGUCACAUCCAUAUUUCACACUUUUUCACGGUCCUACCUAGAGCUUAAACAGGAACAGAAUCGGGCCACACGGCACAAGCCCGAUUCACAAGACAGCACCAAGUCCCAAAACAGUGAGGAUUCACAGGACACUGACAGUUCCUUACAUGGAAUCACAGAGACCGUCGCAGUUGGUGUGCAUCACCGCAGAUCCGUCGCUGUGGCAAGUCAAGGAGCACCACAGGUCAGGAGAUCUCUAAAGUCGUAAUGCAAACUGCUGACUGUAAGACUAAAGAAAAAAACAUGUACAAAGACAUGCUACAGGUGAUCGGCCAUAAAUAGUACCUGUAUAAUCAGGUGACUUGACAAUAAUAGACAGUGGGAAAGGGAUGUUAAAAUGGACAGGUUUGAAUGUCCAAAGCACAAAUAUUGAAAGAGUUAUUUCACCCUAAAAGGAAUGUUCUGUCAUCAUUUACUAACCCUCAUGUUGUUCCAAAUGCGUAUGACUUUAUUCUUCUGUAGAAAACAAAUGAAAAUGUUUAGCACAAUGCUAAUUGUUUUUAUGUAAAGAAAGUGAAUGGAGACUGGAUCUAUAAAC
Messenger RNA from Carassius carassius (crucian carp), 2482 nucleotides. RefSeq names its product potassium voltage-gated channel subfamily G member 2-like. Gene Ontology annotation, biological process: potassium ion transmembrane transport; protein homooligomerization. The record is from RefSeq and is a predicted model, not a curated record. The transcript is spliced from 3 exons. Gene Ontology annotation, cellular component: membrane; voltage-gated potassium channel complex. The coding region runs from base 512 to 2152 and encodes 546 amino acids. Lineage: Eukaryota; Metazoa; Chordata; Actinopteri; Cypriniformes; Cyprinidae. Gene Ontology annotation, molecular function: protein binding; voltage-gated potassium channel activity.